Tripterygium wilfordii is the source of this 1794-nucleotide messenger RNA. Its product is annotated as alpha-1,3-arabinosyltransferase XAT3-like. The transcript has 3 exons. Lineage: Eukaryota; Viridiplantae; Streptophyta; Magnoliopsida; Celastrales; Celastraceae. The record is from RefSeq and is a predicted model, not a curated record. Bases 251 to 1639 code for a protein of 462 amino acids. Gene Ontology annotation, molecular function: glycosyltransferase activity.
GACAUGCACGAGACUAAUUAAUAUCUAACAACCAUUUUAUACAACUUAAUCAAUAAAUUUAUUAAGGAAUGCAGCUCAUCUUUCACAGUCUUCCAUUUAUAAAAAUGAGAAAAUGCAUUAAAAAUAAGAGGUAACAACUGAAGACAGUAUCAAAUCGUUUUCAAGGAGGAGAAUUAUAGGGUUUAUAUCAGUGAACCUUGAAUUGGUUGGUAGACCAAGGUUUGAAGAAGUCUUGAGAGAUUGAAGUACAAUGAGGGAGGAGUCAAGAAGGCUUGUGAUCAGCACAACUUCAGUAAUCUGUUUACUUCUGAUUGCUUUGGUUUGCAUCGAUGGUUUCACAUCAAAUGCUAACCCAUUUGAGUCCUGGAAGCAGAAGCUGUCAAAUUGGAGAGGAAUUUUGCAGAGAAGAGAAGUGGAUGAAGGGGUGAUCAUAGAAGAAGAAGAAGAGAGUUUGAAAUUUGUGUUAAGAAGACUAGUGAGAGGGGAGGAUCGACAGGAGCUGGAAAAUACAGGCUUUUCUUGCCACUUUGAUCUUCACUCAGAAGUAUGUGUUGUAACCAAUCCUGUUAGGAUUGGUAACAAUGGGUUGACGAUUCAUGUGUCGUCUGAUCAAGAAAGAAACGAGACAACGGUUAGGCCAUACGCGAGAAGAGAGGAUGAAACUGCCAUGAACGAUGUUACAGCAUUGCAGAUAGUUUCAGCAGAUACCAAUUUGCCUCCUUGCAAUUACACUCACAGUGUCCCUGCCAUGGUCUUCUCCUCCGGUGGCUUCACAGGGAAUGUAUUUCAUGAGUUCAAUGAAAUUAUCAUCCCCUUAUUCAUCACUUGCCACCAUUUCCGGUCACAGCUGCAGUUCAUCAUCACUGACUUCCAGCCUUGGUGGGUGGAAAAGUACAACAGAAUCUUGAAACAAUUGUCUAACUAUGAGGUGAUAAACCCAGCAGCAGAUGGAAGUGUUCAUUGCUUUCCAGGAUCCGUUAUAGGGCUCAAGUACCACAAUAAUUUAGCACUCAACAAAACUGAAAUUCCGGGAGGAUACUCGAUGUUCGACUUCAGGCAUUUCCUCAGAAAAGCAUACAACCUGCAGGUAAACGAUGUUUCAGAGAUUCAAAAGCCAAGAGCAAUGCUCAUUACCCGAAACGAAACAAGGAGAUUCUUGAACGAGCACGAAAUGGUGAGAGCAAUGGAAGAACUAGGGUUCCAGGUUGUUGUACCAACAGAUAACUGGAUGUCAAAUUUGGACACAUUCGCAGAAGUAGUUAACUCCUGCAAUAUUAUGGUUGGAGCUCAUGGUGCUGCCCUAACAAAUGAGCUGUUCUUGCCUAAUGGUGCAGUGAUGGUGCAAGUGGUGCCGCUCCAACUAGAGUGGGCAUCGACAAACUAUUUUGGCAGUCCAGCCAACGAGAUGGGUAUAAACUACUUGGAGUACAAGAUUGAACCAGAGGAGAGCUCUCUCUUGGAAAAGUAUGGUCGGGAUCAUCCAGUCAUCACUGAUCCCCAAUCCAUAGUUUCACAGGGAUAUUAUCCCUUUAGAGCUGUUUAUGUUGAUGGGCAGGAUCUAAAGGUUAACAUAACAAGGUUUAGGAAGACUAUUGUUCAAGCGAUGGAACUUAUCGGACUCUCAGUUCCUCUAGAUUGAACAUAUGUCUGUACAAGAAAUUUCCUAGAAGCACAAUCACUGUACAAAGAUUGAAGAAGACUACAUUACACAGCAUAUGAAAUCCUUUUUGGUAUAAGAAGUAUAUUUUUCUGUUUCAAAAAAUCACAAGCCAAUAAAAUGGGUAUUUAUCCUCA